UGAGGGCGGUAACGUUGCGCGCAUGAUCAGCCGGUUAAUAAGACGCCGGUUUGGAAGUUUGAAUAGAGAGAGAUGCUCUCGGUGUGAAGACGAGUAGAGGCUGGAAAACACGAAAAAGCGAGAACUAAAGAAGUAAAAACGAGAAAUAAAGUGGUGAAAGUAUUAGGGGGGAAGUUUUAGUCCGUUUUAAACAUAAAUUCGGACCAUGGUUCAGCAGACGGAGCACGGCGGGGCGGGGAUUAACACCGGGUCCCGCGAGGUGACCGACCCAGACGACAGAGAGCUUCUGGCGGCCUCAGCGUGCAGCCCGGUGCCGCUGAAGCCGGACUGGUGUAAAACAGCGUCUGGUCACAUCAAACGGCCGAUGAAUGCGUUCAUGGUGUGGUCCAAGAUAGAGAGGAGGAAGAUCAUGGAGCAGUCGCCGGACAUGCACAACGCCGAGAUUUCCAAGCGGCUCGGGAAGCGGUGGAAGAUGUUAAAAGACGCCGAAAAGACGCCGUUUAUCCGGGAGGCGGAGCGGCUCCGGCUCAAGCACAUGGCUGACUACCCGGACUACAAGUACCGGCCCAAAAAGAAGCCCAAGACGGAGGGCUGUGCCGCGUUUGCUGCAGGGAAACCAGCCGCUCAGUCCCCGGAGAAAACUACAGUCAGACCCGGGAAUAAAAACCCCGCCGCCGCCAAGAAAUUCUCGAAGUUGAAACCCAGUAACGUUAAACCGGUGCUCGGUCCCGGUAGAGCGGGCAGCCACCUCCCCCAGCACCCGGACCCCCGGUACCGGUACGUGCUGACCACCAGCUUUGAAACCAGCAAGCUCGUUAAACGGGACUUUACCGACUCCGAGGAGGAGGAGGACGACGACGAGGAGAGUUCUGAGGAGGAGCAGGAGUUUAAGGUGGAGGAGGAGGACGAGCCGGCCCGGUACAGCUUCGCUAAGGUCCCGGCGGCCGAACCGGAGGGAACCGGCAUGUACGAGCCGUCCGGUCGACUCUUCUACAGCUUCAAGAACAUCACCCGGCAGGGCUCCGGAACCACCUCCUACCCGGCGUCCCUCUCCCCAGCAUCCUCUUCCCGCUCCGGCUGCGGUUCUUCCUGCUGCGGGGAGGACCUGGAUGAUCUCCUCCCGGGGGAGGGCGCCGACUUCUCCCUGAGCCUCCUGGCCGGCCUCCACGCCUCCUCCGAGCCGUGGACCUCGUCGUGCAGCUCGGCCGCGGGGAACCUGAGCCUGUCGCUGGUGGAUAAAGACCUGGACUCGUGCGGCAGUGAAGGCAGCCUCGGCUCCCACUUCGACUUCCCGGAUCACUGCACCCCGGAGCUCAGCGAGAUGAUCGCCGGGGACUGGCUGGAGGCCAACUUCUCCGACCUGGUGUUCACUUAUUGAUCCACAGAAGGGUUAUCAAUACCAGACCCGAGCAGAUGGAAGGAUUAUCUUUUUUUUUAUUAUUAUUACCCGCCUCAUCUGCUCCGGAGCCGGUUCUGGAGCUCCAGAGCCAGUCAGGGACCGGGGGGGUGGGGCAGGUGCUGCUCGGGCUCAGUGAGGGGGAGGCGGGGAGCUGCUUUGGGAGAUCCCCGGACUGAACACAGCGGUGUUUCUGCAAAAAUGAAUGAAUUUAAAUCACCUCAACAGGGUUUUAUGGAUUUAGUUUUCUGUUGCUCGGGUGUGAACCAGAACCCGAACUAUGCAUUCCCGUCCAGACCCACAAUGACUUUAAAUAACACUAAUAUCAGGAUGGUUAACCCCCACCCCCACCCCAGCACCAGGACUAUAACUGCAGGACUAUUUUAUGUGAAACCCCACCUUUAACCUCCCUUUUUUAUAUUAUUUUAUUAUUUCUGGCUCCCUCCAGGUUUGGGGAAACAUCAUAAAAUGUUGAGUUUAAAACCCUGAACCCCACAGGUAUGACAGGAAGCAUGUUUUGAUAUCUACAUAACCAAACAUACCUCAUCUUUUUAAAAAAAAAAAAUCAAGAAGUAAAACUAUUUUCAGGCAUAUUUUUGUACAGUCAAAGGGAAUGUCAAAGGUGUUUUCAGGCACUUCUUCUUCUUCUACCACUUUUCAUUCUGACUGUUUUGAAGAUUAUUAUUUGUUACUGAGCAUGUGAGGGUUCAGAUCCCAGCCGCCUGCCUUGCUUUAAUGCCUUGCUGUUGUUUUAAAGGAGUGUAAGACAGACAGUUUGGGAUAAACGGUACCAGAGCAGGAUUGUAUAUGUUGUGUAAAAUAGUUGAGAUUUAGGAGUUUAUGUAUAUUUGGUGUGAGUGAGUCCCUGAUAGCAGGAGAGAAACUGGAUUUUCUGUUACAUUAUUUUUUUUUUGUAUCAUCAGCGGCACAUAUUUGUUUUUUGCUCAUUAUUUUUGUGCAAUAUAAAAGAAAAGAAAGGAAAAAAAUAAAAAUAAAGGACCAUCCCCAAGUUUUUUUGUAGCAGAAGGGGAAACUGCGAUAAACUUUUGUCUGUAUGUUGACGACUGAAUAAAUCAGCUGGAACUGA
Thunnus maccoyii (southern bluefin tuna) is the source of this 2483-nucleotide messenger RNA. RefSeq names its product SRY-box transcription factor 11b (gene sox11b). Lineage: Eukaryota; Metazoa; Chordata; Actinopteri; Scombriformes; Scombridae. The transcript has a single exon. Gene Ontology annotation, biological process: neuron differentiation; anatomical structure morphogenesis; positive regulation of transcription by RNA polymerase II. Gene Ontology annotation, molecular function: DNA-binding transcription activator activity, RNA polymerase II-specific; RNA polymerase II cis-regulatory region sequence-specific DNA binding. The coding region runs from base 206 to 1378 and encodes 390 amino acids. The record is from RefSeq and is a predicted model, not a curated record.